Molecule: messenger RNA, 1887 nt
Organism: Suillus subalutaceus
Lineage: Eukaryota; Fungi; Basidiomycota; Agaricomycetes; Boletales; Suillaceae
Exons: 27
Coding region: 219-1808 (529 amino acids)
Biological process (GO): transmembrane transport; carbohydrate transport
Cellular component (GO): membrane
Molecular function (GO): carbohydrate:proton symporter activity
Source: RefSeq, a predicted model, not a curated record
AGCAAGAGAGCAAGUCAAUCCUCACCAUACCAGAGCUCUGAGUUCUCUGGCUUGAACAUGCUGCACGCGCUGUUUCAUUGUUAUCGUGCUUGCCGCCUGACCGCUCAAGCGCUCAUCCUGGAUGUCAAGGAUGUCAAGGGUGUCACGGGCCUAAAAUAUACGACCAAGUCACUAUUUAAUCGUCGUAUCGUUGCACUCCCUCGACUUGAUAACAAACCAUGGGUUCUAGUCCCACUGUCAUCACUGAAGGCUCUGCUGCCUACACUCACCUUAUUGAUUCGAGACCAUGGUACAGGAACAGGCGCCUUAUCAUACUGAACUUCUGGAUCAGUAUCAUGCAAGUUUCAGAACACAUACUAAUGUUUGUUACGUCCUACACAUAUGGUUUUGAUGACGGUCUGCAGUCUUUGACGCAGUGGAAUGAAGCGUUUGGUUAUCCUGCUGGUGGGAAGCUUGGAUUACUCAAUGCCAUUCAAAACAUCGGGACCUUGUGUGCUUACCCGUUUGCACCUUACAUGUCUGAUGGCAUGGGUCGGCGCUUCUCAAUCGCAUUCGGUGCAAGUGUGAUGGUUGCUGCCACCGUGAUCCAGACUGCUAGUAAUUCUGUGCAGAUGUUUAUUGGAGCACGUUUCUUGGUUGGUUUCGGUCUGACAUUCGCUGCCUCCGCUGCUCCACUCCUUGUCCAUGAGGUUGCAUACCCUUCUCACCGUAGUCAGGCAAGUUCAAUGUAUGUCUCAUUAUGGUUCCUUGGGAGCAUCGUUGCGGCAUGGAGUACUUAUGGCACAUUCACCAUCCAGAAUAGUUGGGCGUGGAGACUUCCUUCUGCACUCCAAGGUGUUUCAUCUCUGAUACAAGUCUUAUUGAUCUGGUUCGUCCCCGAGUCACCACGUUGGCUCGUGAGCAAGGGAAAGGAGGAGCGUGCUCUCCAAGUUCUCGCUUACUAUCAUGCAAAUGGCAAUGCACAAGAUCCUCUUGUGCAGUACGAAUUGGAAGAAAUCAAGGCUGCGAUUGCCUUUGAUCGGGAAGUAGCUGGCAAUGUUGGCUGGCUGAGUUUGAUCAAAACUCCUGGAAACCGAAAGCGUUUGCGCCUUGCCAUCGCGAUUGUUGUCUUCUCCCAGUGGUCUGGGAAUGGUUUGAUUGCUUACUAUUUGAACAAGGUCCUCAUUGCAAUUGGAAUUACGAACCCGAAAACGCAGUUGCUGCUUAAUGGUGCUCUCAAUACCUACAACUUCUUUGUUACUAUCACUGCCGGCUUUAACUCUACCCGUGUGGGUCGACGCCCACUGCUCCUCACAUCUUGCACCGGUAUGGUCGUCUUCUGGACCGCGCAGACGAUCUGCUUCUCCAUCCACCAAAGCACCGGUAGUAUCGCAGCUGGUAAUGCAGUCGUUGCUUUUAUUUUCCUGUUCUACACAUCUUACAACAUUGCAUUUCCACCUCUCCUUGCGUCAUACCCCGUCGAAAUUUUCCCGUACCCCCUCCGUGCUAAGGGUUAUAUGGUAGCCAACUUCAUGAUGACUCUGUCUCUGAUCUUCAACCAGUAUGUCAACCCCAUCGCCCUUGAAGCUCUGCAGUGGAAGUACUACCUGGUGUACAUCGCUUGGCUGUGCUUCGAACUUGUAUUCUGCUACUUCUUCAUCGUUGAGACAAAGAAUCGCACUCUCGAGGAAACUGCCGCCAUUUUCGAUGGUGAGGAAGGCGUGGCCCGGAUUUAUGACAAGGCUGCUGCGCAUGCAGGUCUCACGCACCGCAUUAGCACGGAAGAGAAAGAUAUGAAGUCAGAUUUCGCAGUCGCUAUGACGGAUUAAUCUUUCCUAAUGUUUGAAAUACAAUCCGACGAUGUAGUAGUGCAUCCUCCGCUUGUGAAGUUGAAAUAGUUGACUGGUU